AUGGUUGCGACCUUCUCGCCGCACCGGGACUCGGGCGGCACUCUUCACCUCUCGUCACACUCAGGGAUUCACCACGUUGAUGCCAGCUCUGCAAUUCGCCAACUAAGGCGCUCUUUGUCGCGCUCACCUUCUAAGAGUUCCAAUUUCUUCCUCAGCACUCGAUCUCAUUCGCCUUCCAAAACUACCACACCCUACGUGUCUUCGCCGCUGUCGCCCUCGAGGCGAUCGCAUCAGAAUUUCUUUCUUUUCCCGUCUAAUCAGCAAUCUCCUCUUGCUGUACCAUAUCCGCCAAGUGCGAAAAUAACACGACCGGCCAUGCGACGGCGGACUUCACCUCGUAGCCCCGCCAAACGCGCUUUGACAGUCUCGACGGACAGUGGGAACGCGACUCCAUCCCAGCCCAUCGCCAUGAAUUUAGGGGAAGAAAACGACUUGACGCUCGAUGAUCUAGAUGGGCCGAUGGAAGGGACUACGCCUGACAGUCCGUGUCAUCUUAAUUCUCUCUCUGUCGCGCAGGGCGAAACAAGCUUCGCUCCCCGCUCCACGCUCUCUCGUAUCGAAAAGCGACGCAGUGGGACAUUUGGCUCAUUCGCCACUGUGAGUCCUUUAAAACGCAGCGACGGUAUUAUGAAUCUGGAUCAAGCAUCGCGAGGGAGUCCCUCCGCCAAGCGACGGAGUGUUCACACGCCAAACUUCUCAACAGACUUCAGCAUCUUCGAUAACGACCAUGAAAGUGCGCCUGCAAGCCCAUCUGCCAACGAGACCUCUCUGUCAACUCCCUUCCAGCCCUUCAGUCCGUUUGCAACUAUCCCAAAGCGCUCAUCCUCUCUCAGACGGUCCACUCUGCAACAACGGCAAAGUGAUCGACCUUUGUUUGGACGUCCGAAGGGGGCAGGUGAGGCCGAGGCAUCUCCCGGUACCCCAUUGGCAGUGCGUCCACGCAUGUCAUUUGACAGUGGCCUGUUUGAGGCUGGUCAAGAAAAUAUGUUCUCCCCUCGUCCUCCUCCAGCCAGUCCUCUCUUUUCCGCAAAUCCUACCAGUAUUGUCACUACUCAACCAUCUCGUCCUUCUGCUCAUCCCCUCUCUCGAACUAUCACUCAAUCGUCUUCUGGCUCGAGUCUAGAUGAUUCCCCAACUCAUGAGGCCGUCCACAAACCGGAGCGCCCACGACCGCUCUUCAAUUUCUCCAAGUCUCUUCCCGCCGGCGCUACUCGUCCCGCCCCUGUGCGCCGUGUAACAAGGGAAGACUCAAGCGGGUCUGGGGAAUCAUUCGCAACACCUGAGAAUUACAAACUAGUCAAACCUCUACCGGCUGCGUUCAUGUCCACGGGGCUGAUCUCGAAGAAAAAUCGCAAUGCAGAGGAGCCAUCGGGUUUCAAUAAGAACAUGCCCGACACUCCUUGCAAACGACCCGUCAACCUUUUCACUUCUGGGUUGAAUGGAUCUUUUAAUAAGCCUCCACCUUUCCAAGAGUCAGAGGCUGUGUCGCAAUCCCCUUUCAACCCUCCAGCCUCUGCUGUACGCCCUAAACCCGGUCCCUUUGCACGAGGUAUGGGCAUUUUUGGGAAUGCAUUCAGUCGCCCCGAAGCCUCUCGUCGGGGAAGCUUCGUGAGUGUUGAUGGGGACGAUCUUCAAGCUCAAUCCCCUUCCUCACGGCAUGACAGCCAGCCAUUAACUGAUUCUGAUUUCCCUCCAACUCCUACAAAACAAACAUUCCUCCCUUCCCGUACCUAUCCUCCUGCUACCUCUCAGAUUGGGCCUCUAGAGCGUCUGUCGGAAACAAGGGUGUCUUCCAACUCUACGCCCUUGCGUGAUCGGUUUCUCCAAGCUUCACCUCAUACUCCUCGCGACCAAUUUUUCCCCCCAGAUCCAAGCGGCUUGUCAAUCUCCGUACCGAAUGAGUCGCAGCAUCUUCAACCUGACUUUGGUGCUAGUCUGGAUCUACCUGCGACCCCGACAGGUCCCCGGGACUCGUUGCUUUCUAGCAAGCGCCCCAGUCUGCAGCUCAGUGGAUUCCACACCCCAGACGUGGAUCCCAGCCUGACCAUGCGGUUCGAGAAAAUCGAGCUUGUUGGUACAGGUGAGUUUUCUCAGGUAUACCGAGUUGCUCAACCUCACGACGCCUCAUUCCCUUCCAUGUUCUCCCUGCCUUCAAGUGGACCCAAAUCCCCCAGUGCUCUUCCUCAUCAUCAAGUCUGGGCUGUCAAGAAGAGCAAACAGCCCUACUUAGGACUAAAGGAUCGGGAACGCCGCAUUAGGGAGGUCGAUGUCCUGAAGACGUUGGUCAAUUGUGACCACAUAGUUUCCUUCAUGGACAGCUGGGAAGAUAACGGUCAUCUCUAUAUCCAAACUGAGUUCUGCGAAGAGGGAAGCUUGGAUGUUUUCCUAGCACAGGCUGGACUUAAGGCCCGACUUGAUGACUUCCGCAUCUGGAAAAUUCUUUUGGAGCUUACUUUGGGAUUGAAGCACAUCCACGACGAAGGCUUUAUCCAUCUUGACUUGAAGCCUGCCAACAUUUUGGUCACAUUUGAAGGGGUCUUGAAGAUUGGAGACUUUGGCAUGGCCACACGCUGGCCUGCCGAGGAUGGCAUUGAAGGCGAAGGUGAUCGAGAGUACAUUGGCCCUGAAAUCCUGAUGGGUCGGUUUGAUAAACCUGCGGACAUUUUCUCACUUGGUCUGGUCAUCUUUGAAAUUGCUGGCAACGUGGAACUGCCAGAUAAUGGGGUGUCUUGGCAGAAGCUUCGAAAUGGCGACAUGAGCGAUGUUCCCAGUCUAACCUGGAGUUCCGAGACUAGCAUUUUCCGCGAUGCAACUGGAAACCCUGUCACAGACGGGACUUCUUUUGAGGAGCUUUUUGCGUCUGAUUUGGGUGAUGACGACUUUGGGGACAGCUUCCUCACUAGCCGGGAGUUGACUACGCCGAAGCCGACCCAUCUCGCCCGCAGUGGGGAGCUUGUGGACCCGCCUGCCUUCAUGGUGGAUGCCAGUCACAUACAUGCCUUGGAUAAAAUUGUCCGCUGGAUGAUCUCCCCCGAGCCCCUUGAUCGACCUACCGCAGACGAUGUUCUAGGCACCUAUGGACUACAGUUUGUGAACCAGCGUCGCCGUGCCGGAGCCACAGUAUUUGAGGGCAACUGGGGGCCCGCUGAUGAGAUCUUGGCCGAAGAUGCCGAAAUGAUCGAUGUGUAA
Molecule: messenger RNA, 3189 nt
Organism: Penicillium verhagenii
Lineage: Eukaryota; Fungi; Ascomycota; Eurotiomycetes; Eurotiales; Aspergillaceae
Product: tyrosine protein kinase SWE1
Exons: 1
Coding region: 1-3189 (1062 amino acids)
Biological process (GO): protein phosphorylation
Molecular function (GO): ATP binding; protein kinase activity
Source: RefSeq, a predicted model, not a curated record